UUUUGGGUCCAGAUUAAUCAGGGGCCGAAGUGAAAAAUAGCCCUAUUAUAUAUCAUUAUAACAUUUUGACACUAUUCUUUCAGCAUUCUCUGAUACGCCUUCUUUCUCGAGCCUUCAGAUUUUAUGAUCUAUAAUAAAUGGACUCAUCAUGAUAAAAAUUUGACUUCCAUCCUUACCAUUGAAAUGUCAGUUAAAGAAAAUAAACAGCUGUGGACCGUGAACCGUGAAGUGCGGGUCUGACGCGGAUUACCUGGAUACUUGCUUUAAGUGUGGGUGGGCAUUCACACGCACGUUUCUCGACACUUUUGUAAAGAAAGAUUAAUUUUUCUCUCGAAUGGAAUCACCACAAAGAACUUCAAGAAUGGCGAGUGGGCUUCUUUUUCACACUUUUUAUGUACUACUAAUUCUGGAGUUGAGCUGGGGUAAAGUGUUUGAGGAUCUUGAUGAAGCAGCGCGUCAAAGUGCCGAGUUCCCGCUGGAUAUGGAGCAGCGCGUUUUUACGCACGGAAACGCAAACCGGGACAUGGUCUCCAUCAGCAUGUUCAAAGUGUACGAGAAGUACACUAAAGAGACGCAGAACCAGAGGGAUGGAAACACCGUGAGAGGUUUUAAGGCUGUCCCGAGAGUCAUGAACGGCAAAGAGGUGUUCCAGUUCAACCUGUCCUCCAUCCAAGACUCAGAGCUUAUCCUCUCUGCCUCCUUUCAUUACCUCUACAAGCGACCCCGCCAACACCAGCGACCGUGGCGUUUCAGGAGGCCUCGCCACCCAUCCAGCGGCCUCCAGCAUCCUUACCCUCCCUCUCAGAAACUCCUCUUCCACGGAUCGACUUUAAACUCUGCUUUUGCAACACCGCUGGGAAACAUAACUCUGGCUCCUUUCAAGAAGGGCUCCUGGCAAACAAAGGAUGUAUCGUCGGUGGUAAAACACGCCAGGGAAGCCAAAGAGCUUGUUUUAACGGUGGAGUUUGAUACGGGGUCUGGUGCAGCUCAUGUGCAGCAGAAAGAGCGUCUGUCUUCAGAAAACCUGCCGUAUCUUUUGAUAUACGCUGAUGAUCAAGCUAUAGAUGAGCCGAACAGUGUUGCCAUGUCGCUCCAGCGGUAUGGGUCCUUCCCUAUAGGAGAGGACGGAUCUCCCUCAGCUUCUGCAUCUGCCUCAAGAAUCCGGAGGGAGCUUCACCUCCAGAUCCAAACCAACGACAUCCCAGAGGUCCAGUUCAACUCCCUGAAGAACCAUGAACUGUGGCAGAACACAUAUUUCCCUGCCAAAGCCAAAGCAGCAGUAAAACCAGGGAGGAAGCAGGGUCAGGACAGCAGCGAGGGCCUGAGUAAGCCCCAGGUGCUGAGUUUUGAUGAGAGGACAAUGAAAAAGGCCCGGAGGAGACAGUGGAGCGAGCCAAGGGUUUGCUCCAGGAGAUACCUCAGGGUGGACUUUGCUGACAUUGGAUGGAGCGAGUGGGUUUUGGCACCAAAAUCGUUUGAUGCAUUCUACUGUGCCGGGACCUGUGGAUUCCCCAUCCCUAAAGUGGUGCGUCCAUCCAAUCACGCAACCAUCCAGAGCAUCGUCAGAGCUGUGGGAAUCGUCCCUGGUGUCCCUGAACCGUGCUGCGUACCAGAGAAGAUGAGUCCACUCAGCGUUCUCUUCCUGGAUCCACAUAGGAAUAUGGUGCUAAAGGUUUAUCCCGGCAUGUCUGUGGACACUUGUUCCUGUCGAUAAGGCCGAAACAAGGGGUGGGGGGGCAUUGUAUGAAAGAAGAAAAAGACUGAAAGGAAAGACAUACAUGUAGACUCAACAUUAUGUGAGGAGGGCAUUUCCACAUGAAGGAGGACAGUGGUGAUGAGGAGAGCUGAGGAUGAACUGAUCUGAGUAGCACAGACUCUAGUUGAGUCUCACUCUGAGAACUCUUUGCUGAAUCUUGGAUUCUUUCCACAUUAAAGGAUGUUGGCUCAUUUUUUCAUGCUCUUAUAGAUGUACUUUUGUUCCACUGGGUCUUUUUUGUGUCUUUCCCCCUUCCUCAUCCAAACUCAUUUUUAGGAAGUGCUCUUAAUACAAGCCUAAGUAUGUAAUGGUUCUUAAUUUUCUAUGAAUAAACCAACUGAACGCUUACCUUGAGUACCAAACUCUUCAGCUCUGUUGAUCCUUCAAGAACAUUUCAACCCUUUUUCAGCACAUUUCACUUGUAUAAAGCUAUUUUGAGUUUUAUGAUUUGAUAUCCUUUCAUAAGCUCAACAUCUGGGUUUCAACAACCUCUGAAACUCUCUGAAGUUGAUAUCCUCCUGUCUUUAACCACAUUUCUGAGAUUGGACUGAAUUUGGACAAAGCGAUGAACUACUUAUGGAAUCAAAGACUCAGGAGGGUCACAGAAGACAAAGUCAAUCAACUCUAGUCAUGUAAAUAUUGUAUUUACUAAUGCAAACUAAAUGCUACUUAUCUUUAAGAGACGUCUCCCUUACGUUAGCACGAAAUGUUUUUCAUGCAUGAAAGAUUAAUCUCUUUUGAAUCUAAUACUCUUUUGUUUAUUUGUACAUAAUGUGUUUACUUUAGCACCAACUGAGAUUUCAUGUACUUCAAGCAUUGUGUGGCUUGUUUCUGCUAAAUAUUUAAGCAGUGCUCUGCUGCCACCUGCUGUGCAUCAUGGGAAAGUUGAGAGGCACAUUUUGAAGGGGAAAGCUCUAUUACUUCCUGUGGCUGUUCAGUAUUUCUCUUUUAUACAUGAGCGCAAUUUCUCAGAGCUGACAUGUACAGUAUGUAUGAAGAGUAGAUUUUCAUGGUAAGAAAAUGAUAUAUAUAUAAAUAUGUCUCAUCUUACUACCAUAUGUUAAAAAUUGAAGUUGAAUAGUCAUGUUAUGUGUGCUUUAACAAAUCAUUGAUGUGAUGUAUGCUAGGUGAGGAAAUAAAAUGGAUUGUAAAUACAC
Notolabrus celidotus (New Zealand spotty) is the source of this 2913-nucleotide messenger RNA. It is a transcript of the gene ifngr1l, whose product is annotated as growth differentiation factor 10b. The coding region runs from base 335 to 1714 and encodes 459 amino acids. Gene Ontology annotation, cellular component: extracellular region. Gene Ontology annotation, molecular function: cytokine activity; growth factor activity. The transcript is spliced from 4 exons. NCBI's taxonomy places the organism in Eukaryota, Metazoa, Chordata, Actinopteri, Labriformes, Labridae. The record is from RefSeq and is a predicted model, not a curated record. Gene Ontology annotation, biological process: BMP signaling pathway; SMAD protein signal transduction.